AUGGCGACUUCAAUUCUCACUCCUGCUCCAUCACCCCUCCGUCUAAGCCCCAAACCACUUACUCCGGACUCCUUCGCACCCUUCGGCUCCGCGAUCAUCUCGCCGCUUCCCCAUGAUCUCGUCAGUCCUCCUUCGCUUUCUUCUCUCCAGCAACAGCAUGGGACACCCACACCUGUGCUAGCAAAUCAAUCCACUGCUAUCAAAUACAGCCCCGUUUCUCCGUUGCAAAAUGAGUAUUCGGGUUCUCCCAGUGGGCAGCCCUCAUCCGCACGGAUGAGUAUGUUUUGCUGUUUUCCGCGGGAAUUGCGACACACCUCGAAUGCGGCUCUCUUCGAUGUCAGAAUCCUAGAGAGACACCCUUACACCACUCAGACGUUCACGCCCCUCAAUUCUGUUGGUGAAGACCAACAUAUUGCCAAUGAACCGCUUUACCUCGUUAUCGUCGCUCCGACUCUCAAAGGUCAGACCGCAGCCGCUAUUGUCAAAAACCCAACGACUAGGAUCGCAGAGUCAGUCACUAUAACGGACCCCCCGGAUCUCAGCAAAGUCAAGGCGUUCGUUGCUCGUCGUGGACAGGCGGUGACGUAUGGGGCUGGGACGUGGCACGCCCCGAUGGUGGUGUUGGGAAAGAGACGGGUGGAUUUUGUGGUUGUGCAGUUUGCGAAUGGGGUUGCGGAGGAGGAUUGCCAGGAAGUGGCUUUUGAAGAGGGUAUUGAGGUGGAGGUGGACAGCAAUGAGGGCAAUAGAUUGGAGAAGCUAUAA
Aspergillus chevalieri is the source of this 762-nucleotide messenger RNA. RefSeq names its product ureidoglycolate hydrolase. Bases 1 to 762 code for a protein of 253 amino acids. Gene Ontology annotation, biological process: allantoin catabolic process. Gene Ontology annotation, molecular function: ureidoglycolate lyase activity; ureidoglycolate hydrolase activity. NCBI's taxonomy places the organism in Eukaryota, Fungi, Ascomycota, Eurotiomycetes, Eurotiales, Aspergillaceae. The transcript has a single exon. The record is from RefSeq and is a predicted model, not a curated record.